Messenger RNA from Triticum urartu, 1442 nucleotides. The record is from RefSeq and is a predicted model, not a curated record. NCBI's taxonomy places the organism in Eukaryota, Viridiplantae, Streptophyta, Magnoliopsida, Poales, Poaceae.
UCAAUGCAAAUAGCUGUGGAAGGUGGCAUAAAAGUAACAGUUAAGAACUCGUACAACCCUCAAGCACGUGGUACUGUGAUUACUAAAACAAGAGAUAUGAGCAAGAGUAUAUUAACCAGCAUUGCGUUGAAAUCAAAUAUUACCAUCCUGGACAUAGAGAGGACAAGUACGUUGGACUUGGACCAGAAUGCUUUUGUAGAAAAGGCCAUCUCAAUUUUUCAAAAUUUUGAAUACUUGAGCAUCUCAGUUGAUUGGAUAGCUACGAGUGAAGGCAAGGUGUCGUUUACAUUAGUUCCAUCAAAACUGUUGAGUCGAGAGCUGAUCCAACCGGCUCUUGAUAUGUCAGUUCAAGAGCUUCAAACUAUUGCAGAUGUUCACCGACUACAUGACAUGUCAGUCAUAUCCCUAAUUGGGAAACCGGGGAGGUCGAUAGACAUUCUUGGAAAGGUGCUAAGUAUUCUACAAAGCAGGGAUGUUGCAGUCGAGAAGGUCUCACAAGGGGUGUCCAAGGUGACGAAGGUUUCCUUGGUGGUCCAUGACACUGUGGCAAACCAUUGUGUGCAAGCCCUCCAUUCGGCAUUCUUUGAGCUUAACGACGACACCCGAGCCCUAGUAAACUCAUCCAGCUCUGGCAACAAGAGGAAGGCGGAUGCUGACCACCUUGAGGCUCCACUGGGCGUGCAUCGGGAAAAGAUGGUCACGGAACGCGUGGUUCUCGAAAAUUUGGAGCGCACAUUGUUGUCGGACAAGGACGGGGAUCCAACCGAGUUCUUUGACAGUGUGUCUAGCGACAACAUAGGAGUGUACUACAACGAUGAUCAGGCCUUGACCGCCGAUGUACUUGAAUUUGAUGACUACUUCGGAUUUGAGGAUAUGUGAUUGGGUGGACUUCCACCAACUUUCUUUCCAAGUGCAAGUGGAGGCGAUUUCAGAGGGUGUCCUUGCAAGUAUUCCUGGUCAUCUCUACUUAUUGAAUGUUGGUGACUCUGGGGAUCUAUAUCAAUUUGGUGGCUACAAGUGAAGGCAAGAUGUCGUUUCCACCAUCAAAACUGUUGAGUCAGGAAUUGAUCCAACCAAUAAAGACCUUCAAAAUCUGAGACAUUCGGUUGUUCUCAUGAUGCAACAGGGCCUUGACAAGGUGGUUAAAGACCUUCAAAAUAAUGGAGAUGUUUGCUCACUACAGGACAUAUCAAUCAUCUCAUUUGGUGAAUGGCCUGAUCGUAGGUCGGUGAACCACGAACAAAGAUCAAGAUUACCAUUGAAGAAAUUCUUCAAUCGAGUACCCUUAUCUCUCAAUUCCCCACUCCUAGGUCCCUUGUCCUAAGAACAUCUUUAAUAGCUGAUAUAAAAGGUACACCCCCCCUAAACAUAAGGACGACUCAGAUUAGCCGAUACCUCUUCAUAAGUAAGGGCACGAUACUCAUAUUUUAUAAACUUUUUAC